This is a messenger RNA of Nilaparvata lugens (brown planthopper), 3439 nucleotides long. RefSeq lists its product as uncharacterized. The coding region runs from base 131 to 3439 and encodes 1102 amino acids. The transcript has 13 exons. Lineage: Eukaryota; Metazoa; Arthropoda; Insecta; Hemiptera; Delphacidae. The record is from RefSeq and is a predicted model, not a curated record.
CAGCGAGCCUCGCCUGACAAGAUGACAAGAGGAAAGCUGAAACAUUAAAUUUUUGUUGUUUUUCAGUUUUGGACUUUUGGUUUUGCCGGUUUUGAAAUUAUUUUAUCAUAAUAUAAAGUGUGAAAAUAGCAUGGAUGAGAAGGAGGAGGAGACCGCCACUGUUUGGGCGCUUUUCAAAACCAAUUUCUCCUAUAUUUUUCGUGAAGACUAUCAUGGUGAAGAUGUCAAGAAAAUAACUAAUGUUUUGAAAAAUCUGUGCUGUGUGCAGUCUCAAACAGCACUGUUUGUUCCUUCAAAACAGAAAGAUGAAACCGAAUCUGAUUUCAAAAAACGAUUUCUUGUGCGAAUAGCUCAAGUUAUCUGGCUGCUGGGCCAACUGAUGCAAAUUGCCUGCCAUGAAAGAUUAUCAAAAUUGCAUCAAGUUUCUGUGGAAGCUCAAAUCAGUAUUUUGGGACUUUUAGCUGAGAAAAAUAAUGUCAUGUUCAAAGUUCUCAUAACGGAGUACAUUCAACUAUUCGAAGAUAUUUUGAACCUAAGAGAUGAAUUUGGAAAAUCGAUGGAGUUUAAAGAGCAUAAGAUUAAAAGGUUUCAUCCGAACAAUAUGGCGAUUCUGCCUCCUGAAAGUGCGUCUGAAUACAGCAGUGAAAAUUAUCCAUUCAUCAUAUCUUCUCGCGAUGAUUGCUCUCUUUUAUUGGAAAAGUUACUUCCUAUUAUUUCGUCGCAAUUGCCUAUGCUGGUGAACUGUUCAGAGCCGAUACCGCUGCUUUGUGAUCUGAUUGAAAGGUCACUGCAAGAUGAUUCCAAGAUUGUUGUAACAGAAACGAUCAAUAUGCUAGCCAAUUUGGCACAUUCCAAUGGCUUCAACUCCGAAUUGUCAAUUUCCACACUGAAAAUAUGUCAGAAGCUUGGUACCUAUAUGAGAGCAUUUGAUACGACUGGUGAUGAUACUUUGCUGAAUCGGGGCUUGGAAGCAUUCAAAAAGUUAUUUGAUGCUCUCAUCGAGACUAAUGGUACGUGUCAUCCAACUCUCAACAAGAUUCUACUCGAUUCAUUGAUUCCUCUUGUUGAAAAAGAUAGUCUAUCCAUGAGAUCUGAUGUUGGUCAAGGUAUUAGCAAGUUGAUAGCUGUUCUUUUAGCGUCAUGUUUUUUGGAGAAUGACAGCAUUUUGAAAACGCAAAUCAAGGCUCUCCUUCCAGAUGUCUCUUACUGCCUGAAAAUUAUGCCGAUAUUGGAAGAACUUGUCAAAAAAGAAAUGUCUGCUUCUUUCAAAGGAAUGGAUUUACCUGAAGAUAUAAUGAUACUCGAUAGAAGACCAGAUGAAGCGAUUAGUCUGAUGGACAGUGAACUUUGGGAAUGUUUGUGCAAUUCGUUAGUCUCUAAACUUGAAAUGAUCGAUUGUUUAGCAACUGUACAUGAAGACUUGAUGAUAUUGGUGUCAUCUGUUGUUCGGUCUGCUGCCAACUUGACUGGACUACUAGAUCGCUUUCAAGAUGGCACUAUCGCCGCUUUCAAUUCGAACUUUUUCAUUGCUGUUUCGACUGUUGCAUGCAACUGCUCCUCUGAAACCAAUUUUUCAUGCUUUCAACAUUUGUUUGAAGUGGUAACUAAUCUGAUGCUUCUCCCGGAGAGUGUUAACAUCAAUGAAGAUAUUUUGAAGCGGAUGAUAAUAAUUGUAUCUCUGCCGAUUACGAAGGACGACCGUGCGAUAGAAGAUUUCUUCAAAGAUAAAAGAGAGGGCGAUUCCGUUAGGUGUCAGUUGAAAGGUGUGGUCUCUUUGAUAAGAAAAGAAGAGAGCAACCCACUUUUUGAAAAAGUGCUGAAGGACUGUAUUUUAGGUCUUGGUAGAAUGGUGGCCAAUAAUGAAAUAGAAGUCAGAGUGAGGCUCCUAGUCGAAUGCUUCAAUAACAAGCUAUUUUUAUCAGAAAUAAUUGAAAGUGUGCCCUUUCUUGUGAAGCUCAUGCACUCAUUGUAUACAGAGCUGGAUCAAUUGAUCUUGCAACCUUCAUUAUCGAUGGAUAACAUUCAAAUUCAAAUAGCCGCCUGUGAAGCAGUCUCAGCUUUGGUUUGCAUCAUGUCCAGCACUGCUUUCGUGACACGAACUGGUCACGGCCAUGGCAGAAUGAAAGUCAUGUGCAAAGAGUGUGAUUUGGCAAUAAAAGAAGGCCAGCUCAACUCGAACAACCAGAUUCACAUGCUAUUGAAAUGUGUUCUGAAGUUGUUAUCGUCUCCUUCGGCAGAGGUGUUACUAAAGAUUAUACCACUUCUACGUCGCUUCGCAAAUCAUCUAUCUCUGUUCCACACUUUGGACUGCGUCAACAGGUGGAUUGUGCUGAUAAAACAUCCCAACAACGAGGUGAGAGAGAGCUUUGUUAAUGUUGUAGCCGAUCUCCUCUUCAGAAAGAAGUGGAUCAAAAGACACGAGGAUUGUAUUAUAGAAGAGGUUGGUCUUCUCAGUCAGUAUGAUCGACAGGAACUGAUGAACUCGGAGCUUCUUCUUACUUCUUUCAAAACAGUCGCAAUGGAUACAGUUUGCGACAGUCUAGUUCCUCAACCUAAAAAGAAUCUGCAACUAACUACAAUGGCAGCUAUAGGAAAUGUUGGUAUGACGCCGCUAGACUCUGUGCUCUACCCAACGUUCAAAAUGCUUCUCAUGUACGUUCUUCAUCCGAACUCGUGUGUGAGCUCAGCAGUUGUCCAUUUACAGAAAAUCGCUGAAAAACAUAACAAACUAUUAAAGGAAAUUUUCUACAAAUACCGUGGUGAAUUCUGCAAACAGCUAGCUGACAUGCUCAUGAUGAAAAAACCGUUGAAUAAAUAUGCUUUGUCUAGUAUGUUUGUCAAGUUUUCGCGUGCUUUAUCCUAUGAGAAGGAAGACACAUUUUUGGCCCAAAAUGCUUCCAGCCACCUUCUGAAGUACAUCCUGCACGUGGUGCUCGAGGAACCUGAAUUUGAAUGGAUAAUCUACUACAUUGGAGAUAAAUUGGAGAGGGAUGUUUCCACAUUGAUGAAAGAAGGCUUCCAGCAUGUAUAUCCAUACUUCUACAUGAAUGAGGAUGCUUGCACCCUUGACAAAGUUUGCGAAAUUACGGAAAAUCUUACAGGAAAAACUAGAGAAGCACUCAUCAAAUCCUGCUACAAGACAAUUGUGUGUGAAAUAUUAUUGCACAUUCAUGGAAAAAAAGAACGCGUACUGGAUGCACUCAAUUAUUUGAAAUCAGAUGUGUUUACGCUUGAAGAAUACACACCGAAUGUGAUAGAGUUUCUGGCUCCACGCUUUCUUGGUGUAGUUGGCAUGAUGGAAAGCAGAUUAGUGAGUAGAGAUUCUUCAGAUGAGGAGAAAAAAAAGGUGCUGCUGGCAUUGCCGGAGAUCUUCACACUGAUGGGUGCCAAGCACAUCACACCUGUUCAUCUUGUGGACAGGGUUCUAUAUUUUAUGUGA